AUGGCGAAAAUUAGUAACGGAAGCCGCGAUUUUGAAGAUCGAAAUGAAGAAGAGAGAGGCCCGAGGAUAAAUCGUGAAGUGAGUGGUAGUAUUCAUUCAAAAAUUGGUCGUGGAGGAAGGGAAAUACGCUCACGCGGAGAAGGAAGUAAUGGUGCACGAAGACGCGAAAAAAAAACAAAGGUCCGUAAAAUUGUUAGUAACGAAACUUCAACUGAACGAGUAAAUGUUUCACGUGUAGACACGAAGCAACCUACUGUUUCAGGAAAUUUGCGAGCAAAAUCUUUAGAGAAACCAUUUAUUAAAAUAAUCAAUGAAAAAGGUGUUUUCAAUCAAGAAUCUGUAUUAAAGAUUCUAAGUGACCUUCCUGGUCAUUUCGUUAUUGGUGUAUGUGGCCCUCAAGGAGUUGGUAAAUCAACCGUUAUAUCUACCUUAUGUCAAGAUCCACAAAAUGCAUUUACUACUCAAUCGAUCGAUACAUUGAAUUUUGCUAGUCAUGAAACUAUAGGAAUUGAUAUUCAUGUUACCCCUGAAAGAAUUAUUCUUCUUGACGCUCAGCCUCUCUUUAGUUUAUCAAUUCUUGAACAUGCGAUUAGAAAUGAUUUUAUUCCUGAUAACAUGUCACCCGAAUUAUGGCUUGAAUCACAGUAUCGAAUACCAGAAUUUCCUACUAUACCUUCCUUAAUGUCAGCAGAUUCUGGUGUUGAAUAUUAUCCUGAUAUAGAUUUUACCACUUCUAAAUUUAAGACACUUCAUAAUUUAUUAUCCAAAUUUUUUAAAGAUUCAAAUUUAAAAAUCUUUGGAUCGAUCUCAAUGUCAAAAUCGUUUUCAAUGUUUAAGCAUGAAAGUGACUUACCUUCUCCAAAUCUAUUCCUUUUGCCCUAUGAGAAUCAACCUCUUCGACUAAAGCAAGAAAGUGUUGGAUUAAAUUAUUUAAAUGCACCUGAUACUUUUUUCGUCAUGGCCGAGUCUUUGAGAAAUCAAAUAUUUCAAUUACCAAAGAGAGCUGGAAAAAAAGGCCAAGUUUCUGAAAAAGAAUGGUUUAAAAGUUCAAUGAAAAUUUGGGACAUGGUUCGUAAAUCAGAAUUCCUUUCAGAAUAUGGAAAACUUUCUCAGAAAGUAAAAGAGAUGUAA
Molecule: messenger RNA, 1131 nt
Organism: Diversispora eburnea
Lineage: Eukaryota; Fungi; Glomeromycota; Glomeromycetes; Diversisporales; Diversisporaceae
Source: the annotation of a GenBank genome assembly